CCUCCAUAAGUUGACCCACCGCCCCGGAUUCCCAUAACUUAGACUGCGCAUUGACGACAGUUCCGUCCCUAUACAUCAUCAAUCAUCUCCGUUUACUCAUUACCAUUAAUUGCCUGAUACUACCAUGUUACCUGCAAUCUUCCUAGCCCUCGCUCUCGCCUCCUUAUCCUUAUCCUCCGCCCGCGACGUCCCCCUCAACCUACAAAACCUCUACACCAAACUACUCAAACAGAAAUCAUGCAAGCACCCUUUAGCCUCGGGCUUCUACAGCACCGAAGACGGCCCCAACACCUUCUCCUACUGCGCCGACCACCUAUCCGACUUCCAGAUCCUCUACAUCCGCGGCCGCGGCAAAGGGCGGCUAGCCAACAUGGACGUGGACUGCGACGGCGUUCAGGGCGGCGCGGGAGAUGACGGAAGAUGUUCCAUCGGUGCAAGCCCGGAUUACCAGGGGACUACGGCUUUCCAAGAGACCGUGGCGUCGUAUAACGUUUCGGGCGGCGUGGAGGAUCUGAAUACCUAUGUUCAUCCGUACGUGGUAUUUGGGAAUGAAGCUGAUAACAUGGAAACGAAGGAGUGGAAUGUUUUCGAUCCGGGGGCGCACGGGGUUGAGCCGUUGAGCGUGAUGGCUGUGGUGUGCGGCGAUGGCGGCAGCAAGUUGGUUUAUGGGGUGUGGGGCGAUACGAAUGGGGAUGAUGGGGAGAAGGCGAUGGUUGGGGAAGCGAGUCUCGCGCUGGCAACGGCUUGUGGAGGGAAGAGGAUGUCAGGGAGUAAUGGGAUUGAUGAGGAGGAUGUGCUGUAUUUGGCGUUUACGGGGACGGAGGCGGUGCCGGGAGCGAAGGGGGCGAAGUGGGACGCGGGAAGCUACGAGGAGUUCGAGAGGAGUAUUGAGGGGUUGGGGGAUCAGUUGAUUCAGAGGAUUGCGGCGGAUGGGAAGGCGUCGGGGACGGUGAGGGUGUCGUGGGGAUUGAUGAUUUGGAUGUUUGCGGCUUUGGUGGGUGGUCACUUGGGCGCUUACUGGAUUUAGGGAGGCAUGUGCUUUGGAUCUUGCGCGGGCGUGGUGUUUGGAAUCGAUGGGGCUUGGAUGGGACUUGGAUCUGGCGUAAUUUUGGAAGAGGUAUUGGACUUGCUGAAUGAAAGUUAUUUCAUUGUGCCCGCUGCGGUCUUUCAGAGGCGAUGCCGGAGACCACGGACUUGAUCCCAAUAACCCUUAUCCAGCUGCACAACAAGGUGUCACUCGACGGAAUGUUCUUUGCAUGGAAUCAGAAGCUUCUUAUCACUCC
Neurospora tetraspora is the source of this 1283-nucleotide messenger RNA. Its product is annotated as fungal chitosanase. Lineage: Eukaryota; Fungi; Ascomycota; Sordariomycetes; Sordariales; Sordariaceae. The record is from RefSeq and is a predicted model, not a curated record. Bases 125 to 1027 code for a protein of 300 amino acids. The transcript has a single exon. Gene Ontology annotation, molecular function: chitosanase activity.